Molecule: messenger RNA, 1497 nt
Organism: Ochlerotatus camptorhynchus
Lineage: Eukaryota; Metazoa; Arthropoda; Insecta; Diptera; Culicidae
Product: opsin, ultraviolet-sensitive-like
Exons: 5
Coding region: 169-1314 (381 amino acids)
Biological process (GO): phototransduction; visual perception; cellular response to light stimulus
Cellular component (GO): plasma membrane
Molecular function (GO): G protein-coupled photoreceptor activity
Source: RefSeq, a predicted model, not a curated record
AUUUUGUCAGUAGGCACCGCGAAAGUGUCUAGGACGGUGUUUUAGAAAAAAAAACCAAAUUAGCUUUCCCCACGAUUGAUCAAUAGACUAGAAAAGUGAUUGUAGUGUUAAAUUUGCUAAGCUCUUCUAUCCUAGUUUAAUUGUUAAGUUGUGUCUCGCGUGAGCAAAAUGCCUUUCCUAGAGCAUCUUAGUGACAACUACACGGCAGUGCUACGACCCGAGGCGCGGCUAUCGGCCGAAACCCGCUACCUCGGAUGGAAUGUUGCCCCCGAAGAUCUCCCGCACAUCCCCGAGCACUGGCUCAAGUACCCGGAGCCGGAAGCCUCCCUACACUACCUGCUCGGAUUGUUGUACAUUGCCUUCACGAUAUUCGCCCUGGUCGGAAAUGGCCUGGUCAUUUGGGUGUUUUCUUCAGCCAAAUCGCUACGUACACCGUCCAACGUAUUCGUCGUGAAUCUGGCGAUCUGUGACUUUCUGAUGAUGGUUAAAACGCCCAUCUUCAUCUACAAUUCGUUCACCAGGGGUUUCACGACCGGUCACCUCGGAUGUCAAAUUUUUGCCUUCAUCGGGUCACUAUCGGGUAUCGGUGCUGGUGCAACAAACGCGUGUAUCGCCUACGACAGGUACAACACCAUCGCACGACCCUUCGAAGGCAAGCUGACUCACACGAAAGCCAUCUUCAUUACCUGCCUGGUGUGGGCAUACACCAUUCCAUGGGCCGUUCUACCGCUACUGGAAAUAUGGGGACGCUUUGUUCCUGAGGGCUACCUGACGGCGUGUACCUUCGAUUAUCUGACCCAGACCUUCGACAAUCGCAUGUUCGUCGGUACAAUAUUCGUAUUCAGCUACGUGCUACCGAUGAGCCUGAUAAUUUACUACUACAGUCAGAUUGUGAGCCACGUCGUCAACCACGAGAAGGCCCUUCGUGAACAAGCCAAGAAGAUGAAUGUGGAAUCGUUACGCUCGAAUCAGAACCAAGCCAACACCUCGGUCGAGGUUCGAAUCGCCAAGGCUGCCAUAACGGUUUGCUUCCUGUUUGUAGCCUCCUGGACACCGUACGCCGUGCUGGCUCUCAUCGGUGCCUUCGGUGACAAAAGCUUGCUGACACCGGGAGUAACCAUGUUCCCAGCCUGUGCAUGCAAAUUUGUCGCCUGUCUAGAUCCGUACGUGUACGCCAUCAGCCACCCAAGGUAUCGCGUGGAGCUCCAGAAGAGGCUACCUUGGUUGGCGAUCACGGAAUCGGUUCCAUCGGACACGGCUUCCACCGUCACCGAAGCAACGACAACGAACACUUCAGGGCCGGUGUCCUCUUAAGUUACUGUUGUUAAGGUUUAACUUGUAUCGUUAGGUUAUACUGUUCUUUAGCAAUGCAAUCUGGAUUCACCGAUGACAACCUAGGCUAUGAUUAACUGGAUUUGAUAUAGGAUGUUUUUCGUUGAGUAAUGUUCGUUUAAAGUAAAAAAUUAUGAGAAGAAUAAAGAUAAAUUCAAUGCAUUU